Messenger RNA from Sabethes cyaneus, 4607 nucleotides. It is a transcript of the gene Als2, whose product is annotated as alsin homolog. The coding region runs from base 239 to 4441 and encodes 1400 amino acids. NCBI's taxonomy places the organism in Eukaryota, Metazoa, Arthropoda, Insecta, Diptera, Culicidae. The transcript has 7 exons. The record is from RefSeq and is a predicted model, not a curated record.
UAUAGCUAUUUCUUAUCGAGAAAUUUAUUUUUACACAGUCUGCAGUUGUUUUAGGCUUGCUGUUUCCUUCUGUAUUGAUAACGUGCAAUUUAUAUCUUUUGAAAGUGAUACAACGGUGCAGUUGAACAAUGGUGAACAAAAACCAAUAGCUUAGCUUGAUUACCAAAAUUAGAUUUAAUGAUAGUGUACCUAAUGGGUGUCUAGGCAAUGUGAAAAAAUCAAAAAUAUUUUUUAAAAAAUGGUUUCCGUCUUUGCAACUGAUGGAACUCACCUGACGGUUGUCGUGGCCAUUCCGGAACGCGAAAGCCUGAACAUUGGAAUUAAAUUACGUAUUUGCGGAGAGUACCAUUUACUGUUGACUGUUGACGGAGAACUGUUUCUGGCAGACUAUUGCAUUCGAGAAAAAACGGUCAAAUUGAUAUUGCUCCGUGAAGAUGUGGCCGAUUUUGAUACCGAAGGCAACUGGAUGUACGUCGUAAGUAAAUCGGAAGGUAAGCUAUACCAGGGCAAAAAUGGAUGUAUCGGCCAGUGGAAGCUGCUGUUCGAGGACCAUGAAGAUAUCAGGUUCGAAAAAGUCUGCUGCAAUAACAAUGGAAUUUUGCUGACCAGCAGCGAAGGCUCGAAAUUGUACGCUUGCGGUGACUUCGGCAACUUACUCAAUUUUGACCAACUAUCUCCGAUCACCGAACUUGGUGCGGAAAAUAUCAUUCAGAUAUCGGCCGGUAUUGAUUUUGUCAUAUUGUCUAGUCAGAAUAUCGGUAAAGUUCUGACGGAUGUGAGGAAAGAUCCUUACUAUGAUCGUUUCUGUUUCAUGGAUGAUGCUGAUUAUCUUGACUGGAAGAAUAUCUAUAAAAGGUUAUUGGAUGGGUAUAAAAGUUGUUCGACGGGCUUAGAAAAUAACACGGAGUUAAAUAGCGUGUCUAGUAAGAUAAACGUCGAUACGGUGAAAGUUUUUGGACAACUAACACAUGAAACCGGUGUAGCCAGCUUUGGGAAAAUCAAUAAAGGUCAACUGGGAACAGGCGAUCACAUUCGACGGGAUAAAAUCAUGCAUCUCAAGCUGUUCAACGUGUCGAAGAUUGCCACCUGUUGCGAUUACUCUUCCGCACUGACGGUGGAAGGUAGUCUGUACUUGUGGGGUGACACGAACAAGAACCAAGCCACAUUGGACAACAAUAUAACGCUUACCAGUACAAGCACUCCAAAGCUGUUCGAUAGAUUUAGGAAUAUUCUAGACGUAGGGUGUGGCAACUUUCAGACCUAUGUGCUGACCAACGACCUCAAGAUAUACGACAUUCUUUCCGACGAUGGUUGCGUAAACUACGAGUGCAUGGAUCGUAAACGCUUCUCCGAGUUGACGAAAGAUGUAGCUUCAAUAGACGAAAUUCCUCUAAUACUGGCUAGUGAUAGCAUAGUCCUGGUUAAUAAUCUUCCAAUUGACAAAGAAGCGUUGCGGGUUUAUACUAAACAGCAGACAACAGUUCAAGCUCUGCUUAAGCACUUUAGGGAGAACAAUGUUUCCAAGAUCCUCAAACAACCUAUGAAUAAUUUAUCACCGCAUUUUUUCUACCGAUCUUGCACGAACCUAUUUUACUUGCUCUUGCUAAAUUUGAAAUCGAUGCGUUGCUUCCUGCUGGAAAACGAUUUCACAAAAAUCAUCUCAUUUCUAAUGCACAGGGAACUGCUGUUUCUACACAAACAAAUAUUGGAAUGCUAUUGCGAUGGCAAUUGUUUGGGACUGAUGCACGAACCGGAGGAAAGUUUGCUCAAUAUCUUCUUGAACAGUGUGAAACAUUAUGUCGAACUAAUAGAACUUCUAGUCAGUAGCAAUAAGUCACUUGAUGAGGAAGCGGAAAAUCGGUUACUUACAGCAAAAAGUGAGUGGCUCAACUUUUCCAACGAAGAAGUUAGCGAACAGAUGGGCAAGCUAACGAAAGCGACCAAAGAAUUCUGGCUUAAGGAGGAAAACUCCCGUUGGCUUUCGCUGCGGCAGGCCAACCGACGUGUCAUACUAGACUCGGCCGAUGUGCCGCUGAAGCUGCUUGAGGUUAACAUCUUUUCCUCCUCACCGCGGAUCGUACUGUUCAGCGAUGUGCUGUGUUAUUUGUCCGGCACGCAGCUCGUCAGCUACCCAUUGGAACUGAUUUGGAUUACAACGGAAGUUAAAGAACCGCUGAGCAAUCGUCACAAGGAGAAGCUGCGCUUCUUAGUCAGCAUCGUCACACCGGAGGAGGUUCUGCGCUGUCACACCCUCAAUUCGGUUGAUAAACUGGUGUGGAUGAACUGCCUCAAGACGCAGGUUAUGCGCUGCCUGAAGAAAGAUGCCACCAUGAAGCAACCUGUCUAUCGGUACAAAUAUUAUGAGUUUAGCGAGAAGCAUACCAAAUACGGCGGGAUGGAGUAUUUCGGGAUAUGGAAAGUCGGUCACAUCGACGGAAUCGGAGUGCUCAAAGGGGCGGAGCGAGUUUACAAAGGAGAACUCUAUCAUGGAGAUAUCACCGGAUAUGGUUCCAUGAGCAGGACUCACUAUGGCAUUAUGUCGGAGUAUGAGGGUGACCUUCUGGAUGGCAAGUACAAUGGCUAUGGAAAGCUUAAAUCCGCCAACAGUAGCUCGCCGCACUAUUUCCGAUACCAAGGGUACUUUAAGAGCAAUAAAUAUCACGGCUUCGGGACGCAUGUGACCAGUGCCUAUCAGUACAAUGGAGACUUCAUGGACGACUCUAAAGAGGGAUUCGGUGUCCUAGAGGAUAGCUUGGAUGGGGUUAAGUAUAUUGGAAUGUUUGCCAACGACAAAAAGUACGGCAACGGGAUACUGAUAACCACAAAUGGAACAUAUUUUGCUGGCCUAUUUACGAACGAUUUGCUUUCGAACUCAGCCGGUGGAUUGGCGAUUUUUCCAAACGGAGUUUACUACAAAGGCGAGCUCACAAUUGAGGGCCCAUGCGGGAAGGGCGUCUUCCAUUAUCCAGAGCGAGAAGUUAAGUCCGAAUCGUUCGAACUGGACGACACAAACACGCAGAUGAGUGGUCAUACACUGACGGGGACGUUUGCUGGAACUUGGGAAAAUGUGAAGAUCUCCAAUGCCAGCAUGACGAUGAGCCAGCAGUUUAACAAAGUGCCAAUAUUGGACCUUAAAAUCAACGCUGAACGCAAAUGGGCUUCCAUAUUCAGCUGCUUUCACCAGUCCGUAUUCGGAACCAGUGAUGUCGGACGGAUUCGCCUAAUGGAAGUUAAAAGCAUCUGGAACAAAGUCGCCAUCUACAUCAAUCGAGCAAAGCGAAAACAGCAGCUUAAAGCGAACAAUUUCGAGGCAAAAUUCACCGAGUUCAGUGAACAGUCCGCUGCGGAAAUCUGCCACGUAGGGUUUCGAAUGUCGAACCUAUCCACCACGUCUUUGCGGUCGAGCUUUUCCGAUUCUAAACUGUCACUCAAUCUGAACGGCUCAGCAAUGCAGCCAGAAGGCGCCCUAGCAGCAUCGGAUAACAUUUCAGUUCGAAGCUUUUCGUCGGUCACUUCGAGAGAGUACGAUGACGAGUUUAUGCUCAAUCCAUCCGGCGGUCAAAGUCGAACUUCAUCCUACCGGGACCUCGAUAUUAUUCCCGACUUCUGCAUAAACACUAUCGAUAAGCACGGAUUGCAGUUGCUGCGGGACUAUCUCAGUGAAGCGUUCAGCAAUACCUUCCAUCCACUGCAUGAACUAUUCGAAAAGCUCUCGAAUUGCUUCUAUUCCACGUACAGUUGUUGGAAAUUUACGCCUAAUUCGAUCCUGUGUGAACCAGCAAUGAAUGAGUGGAUGUCGAUUGUAAGCCGGAUCUACACGCUUGUGCUGAGAGUGAUGUUUCCCGCAUUACCAAAGGACUCUGCCAUUGUCGACGGUGAGUUAAUUUCUUAUCAAACUGUGCUCUAUCCCAUUUUGAUGACUCAAGGCAUCUAUUCAGCACUAUUUGUGUUGUAUGCCAGCAAGUGCAGUAAGAAUGACGAAAUCUACCGCCAGCGAAUAUUAAUAUGUGAAAAGAAAACCGAUGAAAAUUUAAUUCAAUUGUUGGAUAUUAACAGGGAGCUCAUUCCAAUCAUUCAAAAUGACCGUUAUCUGGAAGCGAUAGAAAGUUUAAAUCGAUUCAAAGAGAAAUGUUGUCCAAGUGAAAUGAUGUUCCACAUCAAUGAAGCGUUCAACUUGGUUGAUAUGGCUAGCAAAGAGCAAGAUACCCCCCUGGACCUAGCGGCCGACAGUCUGCUGGAGCUCGUUAUACUGCUCAUCAUCAAAGCAAACCUUCCCCAGCUGGGUGCGGAACUCAGUCUGCUGGAGGAUCUGCUGCAAAACGAUGGCUUGCAUCGUAACACGGAGAACGACUACUGCCUGACGACGCUGAAAGCUUCCUAUCAGCACAUCAUAGGCGAUAACUUCUUCGUUAACAAGUUGUUCGAAGGCGCGAGUGCGUAAGUCCUGUAGCAAGCAGCUGUGUUGGACGAUGCCCGGCCCCAAUGUGAUUUGUGUCAUUCCUUCCCGAAUCGUUGAACAAGACUAGGUAGAUUCUAAGUUUUAAAGUACCUUUUGAUGGUGUGAAUGCAACACAACUUGGAUGUUGAUUAAUUUAUGUUUUAUUUGU